CGAUGAGCGAUGACCGUCGAUGUCAUCGGAUGCAUCGGAUGUCAUUUGUCGACGAAAACUUGAUCGCAGAGAAUCGGACCAUAUCUCUUGCUCUUGGAGAUAUCGACGAGAUAACUUGAACACUCAGGCAUCAGCAUGCAUCAGGCAUCAUUGGGACGUUAGGCACAAUUAGUCUCGUUACCGCGGAUCGUCUCGCACCUCUCCGCACCAUGUCAAACUCUCCCCGUUCAUCCUCGACGGCGACCCGUAACGACACCCCCAAGGACAUGCACCCAGAGGAAGAAGAGAAACGAGCCUUCCUGACCAAACACCUCAACGGGCGGGUCUACCCUUAUGCCAUCGGAGGGCAUACGGAGAGGCAUGGGAUCUUGAGCAAGGGGAAGCCCGGAAAGAAGGAUAGGAAGACGCUGGGGAUGCAUUAUGUCAAGACGUUGGGCAUGUUGACGAUCUUGUUAUGGGCUUGUCUGAGUAUCUUUUGGGGCUCGACGUACCAACUCCUCAAAUACUUUUCCCGCCUGACCGUCAACGUCUACGACUUUGACUCCCUCAACGCAAGUUCCUUGGGUAUAACCCCCAUCCUCGGCCCCGCAUACACUUCCUACGCCCGUCAAUCCAACUCUCUCCCGCUUUCUACGCCGCACGUCGGGUACAACAUUAUCGACGUCUCCCAAGGGUAUCCUAACGGGGUGUGGGACGCCAGGGACGACGUGUUGAAGAAGAAGUGUUGGGCGGCGAUCGUCAUUCACGGGAACGCGACGAGUAGUUGGAGAGACGCUGUACAGACUGGCGAUGCGGCGUAUGACCCGCAGGGCAGCGUGGGGAUUUAUUACGAGGGGGCUAGGUAUUACCAGAUCGUGCUUCUCUACUUGAGACCGUUCUUGAUCAAAGACACCUCCACCGUCCUCUCCACCGCCUCCCAAACCGCCCUUUCUACCAUCCUCACCUCCCUCUCCCCCACCUACUCCCCACCUUCUCAGUACCCCGCCACUGGAGCCUUGACGGCGACGACGGGGACCUUGUUGGGAAACCUGAGAACGGUCCCGCAGGCGAUGAGCGGGAUGUUUGGGUAUUACAUUGACGAUCUCAGGCCGCAGACCGCUUGGGGCGCAGCGGCGGUCUUUGAAGCUGGGGAUAUUUACUACCUGAUCUUCGCCUUCCACCUGGCCCUGUGGCAUUUCCUCGGAAGAUCCGGCUCGGGAUUGCAAAACAAGUUGAAAUUGAAGAGCUUGAUAGGGUUGAGGUUGUUGGUACCCGGGUUCUUCUACUUUUGGAUGGCUCUCUGGUAUACCUGCAUCAUUGCCGCUUUCAGGGUCCCGUUCGAUAACACCGUCGGAAGAGCCGGCUUCGUCGUCGACUGGGCUUUGAACUAUGUGACCCUCUUGGCGCUCGGAUUGGCGUUCGAGACGAUGAUUUCCAUCCUCACUGCAAAGUUCUUGCCAUUGUUCUUGAUCGUCUGGAUCAUCCUCAAUAUCACCUCCUCUUUCCAGCCCUUGGUCGUCCUCGACCCAUUCUACAAGUGGUUCGUCAUCUUCCCGUUCUACCACCACGUCAUGGCCAGCAAGAUCCUCUUUUUCAACACGGCUCCAGCUCAUAAACUCGGUCUCCACUUUGGAGCCCUGUUCGGUGUCAUCGGGGUGCAUCUGAUCUGUCUGCCGACGGCUGUAUGGUUUGAACGGUGGAGGGACGAGAGGAGCGCGAGGAAGGAAGAGGAGAAGAAGCGAGAGGAGAAUGAGAAGAAGGGCGAACAGGAUCGAGGCGAAGAGGGUGAGAGGCAGUAAGAUCCGCGUGGCGAGGAAGAGAGAGGAAGGAAUACUGUAUCAGCGUAUCACAAGGCCAGAUCGCGUUCGUUUGUGUAACUUUGCAUCUCCAGAUAUUAUAAUUCACAGAAU
Filobasidium floriforme is the source of this 1889-nucleotide messenger RNA. RefSeq lists its product as uncharacterized. The transcript has 7 exons. The coding region runs from base 210 to 1778 and encodes 522 amino acids. Gene Ontology annotation, cellular component: membrane. Lineage: Eukaryota; Fungi; Basidiomycota; Tremellomycetes; Filobasidiales; Filobasidiaceae. The record is from RefSeq and is a predicted model, not a curated record.